AUGAAAAAUUCUCCUGCUACUUUCCAGAGAAUGAUGAACAAAUGUCUUUCGGACAUUGAGGGUGUAGAGGUGUAUGUAGAUGACAUUGUGAUAUACAGUGAUACAUUUGAACAACACCUCAACCUGUUGUGUAAGGUCUUUGAAAGAAUAGCCUUGGUGAUGGCGAACCUCAGCAUGCUGUGGGGCUCCGGUGUGCUAAUCAAUAUAUCUAAUCACACGGGAUCAGCUGGAUCUCCAGGAGUGGCCCAUUCUCCAGAGCCUCCCUGCACCAUGUGCUGCUGUGGAUUACUGAACCGUAUACUGACUGUGGUGUUCAUGGUCGGCCUGGCCUUCGCUAUUGUCGUCGGCAACGUGGUGACGCUCACAGUGUUCAUGCAAACUCGCCAAUCCUGGAUGCCACAAGGCUACCUCAAAGUAUCUCUGGCCAUAGCGGACAUGACGGUCGGGAUGGUGGUGGUGCCAUUCUCCAUUUACACCGAGAUAUCCAUCAUGGUUACCAGCACCUAUCCUAUGUGGUACCAGAGUGGAUCUAUGGUUUCAGGACAAGAACAUUCCAGCUCUUGGCAGCCGUGCAUGGUAAUUGGCCCAAUAUUUGCUGGCUGUACGUUUGUCUCUAUCAGCACUAUCUUCUUAAUGACGGUGGAGCGCAGUGUGGCCAUUUUGUGGCCUUUACAGAAAGAUACACUCGUGACCCGGCGACGGACUUUGCUCCUGAUGCUCGUCUCAUGGACCGGUAGCUUCCUGCUUGCGGCAGCACCCCUAACCUUGAGUGAGAGCUUUACUUUGGAGUACAAUGAGUGCAGCCGGAUGUGUAACUAUGUCCCACUCCUGGUGGGUCUUCAGCUGCCAGCUGACACCAACAUAAUGCUGUUAUUUCCAGCUUUUGACUUCACAAUCCUGGGCAGCACUUUGAUUGUUAACAUCCUAUCCUUCACUAGCAUCUGCCACUACACCCGCAAGCGCAAGCUCCUCUUAGCGGGGCUUGAGGGAGGCACAAGCACCUGCUCCCACAGACCCUGCUCUUCAGACAUCAAAGCAGCAAAAACUAUUGGCAUCCUCACCUUUGCUUUUACUGCCUCAUUCUCGCCCAUUGCUGUCUUUGUCCUGGGUAAUGUGGUUGGCUACACCUGGUGCAACUUCUCCUUCUUUGCCUUCUGGAUCCUGACAGGGAACAGCUGCUGUAAUGUGAUUAUCUACAGCAUCAGGGAUCAUCGCUUUAGGAAAGGAGUGUUGCUUCUUUUUCAUAAGGACCGUUCACCACAAAACUCUGAGAAGAGCUAA
Messenger RNA from Neoarius graeffei (lesser salmon catfish), 1281 nucleotides. RefSeq names its product trace amine-associated receptor 13c-like. Lineage: Eukaryota; Metazoa; Chordata; Actinopteri; Siluriformes; Ariidae. Gene Ontology annotation, molecular function: G protein-coupled receptor activity. Gene Ontology annotation, cellular component: membrane. The record is from RefSeq and is a predicted model, not a curated record. Bases 1 to 1281 code for a protein of 426 amino acids. The transcript is spliced from 3 exons. Gene Ontology annotation, biological process: G protein-coupled receptor signaling pathway.